CUGCAGCUGGUCUGAAGAGUCCCCUUGAAUCACGUGUUUGACAAGCCAAAAAGGAGUCCGCAAGUGCCGCAAGUAACGCAAGUAACGCAUGCCAUGUGUGGCAGACUUAAAAUUGCCGUCGCCGCAAAAAAGUAGGCCGGGAAAUUCGUGGAAAACCGCAACGGUAAAAGACAAAACUGAGAUUGAUCCUGAAACAACGAAAAAGGAUUCUAAAUCUUUUCACAAGCUGCCGGAACCAAACGCCCUUCGGGCAAUCAACCGUAGAGAGCACAGAAAUCCGCGGACGCAAUCCGAGUGUCUCGAAAGGAAAGGGCCCCUGUUAUUAAUAUUACGGAUAACAUUUUUAGCAACCCAAGAGAAGAGAAAGGAUUGGCCCAUCUCACAGCCGGAAUAUCCGUAUCCGUGUGCACAACUCGGUCUGUGGUCGGGAUCUAGAUGACUUUCGAUGUGGAAAAGUACAAAACCUUUUACGAGUGCGACGAGCACUGGGAGUUGAAGCGCUCCUUUAUGGAAGCCCACAAGGAGCGGUUCCCGGAGGAGGAGGUCGUCUGUCUGGCGCAGGUCUUCACCAACAUCGAACUGUUGGGGUGCCGAUAUCCGCCGGAGACGAUGCGCCUGGUUGCAGAACUGUCGAAGGAGCUCGUCACAAAGUAUCGCGAAUCCCGAACUACGAAACUGAAGCGCACGUUUGUUGCCGCUUCCGAUGCGGCGGCGGCCCGAUAUGCGCCUAAAAAGUAGAAACAACUCUCUAGAUUAUUAUUACUUAAGUUUCCGGAACAGGACGAGAAUACCACUUCAGCGAUCAGUGCCUACUGUUUUUUUUUACCCUAACGUGGUAUGCAUACCUCUAUGGACUACACUGACGAUUGUAUGAAAAAAAAAUAUAUUCAUAUUCCAGACUUAACUAC
Anopheles darlingi is the source of this 908-nucleotide messenger RNA. RefSeq names its product partner of xrn-2 protein 1-like. Bases 436 to 738 code for a protein of 100 amino acids. The record is from RefSeq and is a predicted model, not a curated record. The transcript has 3 exons. Lineage: Eukaryota; Metazoa; Arthropoda; Insecta; Diptera; Culicidae.